Dioscorea cayenensis subsp. rotundata (Guinea yam) is the source of this 2238-nucleotide messenger RNA. RefSeq lists its product as uncharacterized. The coding region runs from base 1 to 2238 and encodes 745 amino acids. The record is from RefSeq and is a predicted model, not a curated record. NCBI's taxonomy places the organism in Eukaryota, Viridiplantae, Streptophyta, Magnoliopsida, Dioscoreales, Dioscoreaceae. The transcript has 2 exons.
AUGCCGAAAUGUUCCGUUGUCUCUAGAGUAUUUAUAUAUCUAUGUUCUUGCAGAUACCUCGGCAUUCAACAAGUGAUUUUCCCUCGCAUCUGGAUCUCUUACAUUAAGGCUUGUCUUGAAGCUACCUCCUUUUCUAUUCUCUUGAAUGGGAAGCCUUCCCGUUGGUUCAGACCCUCCCGUGGGGUCAGACAAGGGGAUCCUCUUUCACCCUACAUUUUCAUUUUGGUUGCUCAAAAUCUUACUGCUAUUAUGAAUCAUGCCCAAUCCCUUGGUCUUAUCCCAGGUUACUCUAAUUUAUUGACUCAUAACUUCAAUCACCUUAUGUAUGCUGAUGAUCUGAUUUUGAUCACCACUGCCUCUAGAAAGGUUGCCAGAAAUAUUGUUACUUGCUUAAAUCUCUAUGCUCAACUCUCUGGCCAGGUUCCGAAUAAGUCUAAAUCUGAGGUUUUCCUUCCUCAUUGGUUUAACAAAUGGGUUUCUACUCGUAUCUGCUCUAUUCUCAAAUUUAAGUUAGGCAAAUCUCCUUUUACUUACUUGGGUGUGCUCAUUUCUCCUAAACGUCUUGUUGUUGCUCAUUUUGAUUUCAUGGUUAACCGGCUUAAUGCUUCUGUAGCCAGUUGGGGUAAAUCCAAAAUUUCUAAGGCUGGUAAGUCAGUCUUGAUUAACAGCAUUCUUAUGUCCACCCCUAUUUAUUAUCUUGCGGUGUACCCCAUUCCUGACAAUGUCCUUAAUAAGUUGUCCAUGAUUGCUAGAAAAUUCCUAUGGGCUAACUAUGAUCAUGGUCAAGGGAUGCCUAUGGUGAAUUGGGAUACUAUCACUCUGAAUAAGUCUGAGGGGGGUUUAGGCAUUCGACAUUUACUUAAAGUGAAGCACUCGCUCAUGAACUGCUCGGCUUUUUUCCGUGGCCUUUGCGGCAAUGCCAAUGUUCUUAAACCUUUCUUGUGGAUUAACUGCCUUAACCCAACUAUUACUUCCUUUUUACAUCAUCCUUGGAUUUUUGACAUUCCUAUUGCAUUUAAACCGGUUUUCUUUAACAUGGAUCUGCCUGUUGAGGAUCUUCGCAUUAGUGACUGUUUAAUUAAUUGUAAUUGGAAUGUGACAGCUCUUAAUCUCAUGUUUGGUUCCAAUUGGAACUCUCCAAUCUUGUCUCAUGGUAAGAUUAGUGUUGAUGGCGUUUCUCACUGGGUUUGGUUUCCGGAAUCUCAUGGUACUAAACUUUCUUCUAGCAUCUACAAGUUUCUUAGCAAGAACCCAUGCUGUGGGCAGCAGUGGAUUGGCUGGUCUAAUAUAUGGAAACUUUGUGUUGCUCCUAAAACUAAAACCUUCAUCUGGUUGUUGAUGCAUAACAAAAUUAAAACUUAUGAUUUUAUGUAUCGGCUAAACCUUGGUCCUCCUGACCCCUGUGUGUUUUGUGGUUUGGUUUUAGAAAGCUCUGAUCAUCUUUUUAAAUAUUGCCAUGUUAGUGUUCGGGUUUGGAAGACUGUUGAAAAUCUCGCUGAUAUUACUGUCAAUCUUCUCAAUUUGGUUGAUGAUGGUGUUUGGCUUGAUUUUAGUUCCAAUGGUAAUUCUUUAUUUUUGGCUUCUAUUAUUGCUGCUACUCUCUGGCAAAUUUGGAAGAGCAGAUGUAACUUGAUAUUUAGGCAGGAUUCCUUGGAUAUCUCCAAGAUGGCUAAUCUGGUGAUUCUCCAUGUUAAGGAUUUUGCUGUCAGCUCUAAUGGUCAUCUGAUGCGGAAUUAUAUGAUGAACAACAGACCUUACCCUGGUGCUUUAGGUGUUUUCUCUGCUGCGGCUUGGAACAUUACUACAGGUAAGGGUGGUUUGGGCUUCAUGGCUAUCAAUUCUAAUGUCACUGUGUGCUGUGCAGGCUUUUGCCCUUCUGGUCUGGCCGAUGGUGUUGAUAUGAACUUGAAGGCUCUUUGCUGGGCUCUGGAUUAUAUCAUUAUCUCAAGGGAGUGCUGUUCCAACAUCUUCAUCAGCUCUGAGGACCUUUGGAUGAAGAUUUGCAGUAACGAGGGCCUAAUUUCUUGGCGGCAGGAUAGAUCCUUGGAUUGUCUGCGCCGGCUUCUUCUUCAGUUGAAUCAGCCCCGGAUUGAUGCUAUUCCUCAUUACUGGAAUCGGGUUGCCGCGGCUUUGGCUGGCCAUGGGAUGCAUGCUUCUCAACUUUCACUCUUUCAUAUGGGUUUGGAGAAGCCAAAAUGGCUGAUGAAAUUAUCUCAUCAAGCUGGGUUUGCUAUUUAG